Messenger RNA from Acyrthosiphon pisum (pea aphid), 3287 nucleotides. RefSeq names its product domeless 1. The transcript has 18 exons. NCBI's taxonomy places the organism in Eukaryota, Metazoa, Arthropoda, Insecta, Hemiptera, Aphididae. The coding region runs from base 95 to 3160 and encodes 1021 amino acids. Gene Ontology annotation, molecular function: protein binding. The record is from RefSeq and is a predicted model, not a curated record.
AACUUUUUUAAAACAAUUUAGUUUUACUCCGGGUUUUACUGUACGUAACAAUACGUAUACCUAUGGUACUAACUUCUGGAGAUAUAUUAUAAGCAUGGAAGAACGAAAAUAUAUAAGGAGUCAUCGCCACAGUUGGUGGUCACCGAGUCUGGCAUGGAUAAUAUUGGUGAUGUCAAUAUUAUUAUUUGUUAAUUUGGUGUACGCUUCUAUAACAUGUGGCUCGGUUAUUGAAUCGCUCGGAGUAACGGUUCCGAGAGGUGAUAUUGUUAUUGAAUACGGAUCUGGCACCCCUUUGGAGAUCACGUGCGUUUUAGAUCCCGACAAUAAAAAAGUGCAAAACCUUUUUCGGAAUGACACCACCAAUAGCGGUGAAGUUAAGACGCCGAGUCAGCGGAUCUUGUUCUACAAGAACGCCGAACGAGUGUUCAAACAGUACGUGACGAUUAUCAACGCAACGGCCGCUCAAUUGCGCAUCUCCAAUCCACCGGCUAGCUUAGACACCUAUUAUUGCGUGUUGUUACUUGACGGCCAACUGGGUUCAAACCAAAGUUAUGAUAACAUAACUGGUAUUCAAUUAUUAUCCACACCGUCAAGUGGUUCGUCGACAUUUCCCACCAUUCCACUGACGAGCUUGGAAACUAGUGAACCACCUUCGCUGGUGUCACAAACCUCUGAGGUCAGGGUGUGUCUCAACAGAGUUGCCGUUGGAUAUAAACCGACCAAAAUUACAAAUUUCUCUUGUAUAUCUAACAAUUGGGUAAGUUUGACAUGCAAUUGGACCAAACCAGAGAACCCAAUUAAAACAAGUUAUAAGGUAUUCUUCAGGAUACCUGGUCGUGCUGGAGGCAGAACUAUCAUAAAUUGUCCUACAGAUUCAGAUUCCAGAGAAAAUACUUGUUAUUGGGAUUUUUCCACCACGCCAAUAUAUAGGCCACCUUACGAAUAUUACUACUUUACAUUACUUGGCGAUAACGUAUUGGGAAAUUCAACUACACCCAUACGUUUUCAUCAUUACGCCAAUGUUAUCCCCGCGAGCCCUAUUAAUAUUACAGUGGUGGAUAAAACGCAAUCUAGUGCCAUGCUAAGGUGGUCUGUAGACACAAUGGCUGCCUUUCCACGAGGACUAAUUCAUAAGAUCGAAUAUAAGUCUCAAUGGGAUUCUAAUCCUGAACAUUGGCAUUCUGUAAAUGUAAGUGACGUUUGUAAUUCGUCAUCAACUUCCAAUCAAACCAAUUCUUAUUCGAAAUGUCGAGAACGUGACAUUGAAAAUUAUUAUUUUAAUGUAACUGAUUUAAAAUACCCUUUCACGAAUUACGAUUUUCGCAUAUAUGUACGUUCUUCAGUUGCUCGUGGAGAGGAUAAAUGGUCUCCUCCUGGUUGUAUAACUUUGAAAACCAAGCCUUCAAUACCUAGAAGACCUCCACGAACUGAUGUUGGAAGCUUCGAGUGUGUUACGUCACCAGUCGACAAAUCGAAAAGAGACGUGUUUAUUUAUUGGCAAAAUAUUGAAGACAAUGAGAAAUGUGGUGACUCAUUUGAUUAUCUUGCUUACUAUACUUGCACAACUACAGAUAAAAAAACCAUUAUUCACCGCAGUAAUGAAACAUAUAAGACUUAUGCCAAGUUUGAAGGACUUAAUACCGACAAUGGGUACAAUUUUACUGUGUAUUCAUCAAAUAAAGAAGGUUUGUCAACCGAGUAUUCGACAAUUUUUGUUCCCAAUGAAGCAGAAAAACUUGAUAAACCGCUAUCAUUUACGAAAAUGUCAUUUGAUGAAAGAGGUGUAUUUAAACUGUCGUGGAAAAAUGUCAGUAGUCAAAAAUUAUUAGCAGCUAAUCAAGUCAAUGAUUAUACUAUAUUUUGGUGUGAAAAUGAUAAGGACCGUCCAUACGAGUGCAAUGGUUACAUGAACUGGAUUCAUAUACCAAGUUCAGAAUCUUGCUACAAUAUUAUUGUACCGGAUCACAUGCAAAUUUAUCAAUUUGCAAUAAGCGCUAACAGUCAAAGCUCAUUAAAGGCGGGUCAUUAUCCACCCAUUUCUAUUAGUAGUGGGAUGGUAUGGGCCUCAUGCACAGUACUACAUAAUAAAAUAGUUGGACAAAUAAAAAAAGUCUGGGUACAUAUGAUUAGCUCGACAUCUAUGGAAUUGAGAUGGAAACUUGACUGUUCUGAUAGAAUAGGCGCAGUUCUAGGAUUUCGUAUAUUUUAUUGUCCGGUAGUAUCCACAAAUAAUUCAGCUUGUAAAGAACCUAUGUUAAAUAAGACUGUUAGUGGUGAUAUGGCACAAGACAACAGAGGAUUUGCAAGCAUUACAGAUCUCAAGUCAUAUACUACAUACAUGGUUACCAUUGCAUUAAUAACAACACACGGUGAAGGGUUACAUAGCGAUCCUUUGCUCAACACCACUCUAGAAGGAGCGCCUGAUAUUCAAAACCUAAUAAUAAAUGUCACGGAAUUGACGAAUACGACUGUAUCUCUUCAGUGGUCGCCUCCUAAAUUCACUAAUGGUGUUGUUCGUUACUACCAUAUUCAUUAUUAUUUGGACGAUAUAAUACAGCAGCAGGAUUUAAUUGAUUCAUUUGAUGAACAGCAAAUCAUAAAUGAACAACAUCGUAUUACGGUUCACGACACAAAGUGUCGUUUGGAUCACCUUGAAAGUUACAGAAGCUAUACAAUUACCAUCACAGCAUGCACAACAGUUUGUUCAGAGCGUUCACUUCCUAUAAAAGUUCGAACAGCUGUAGGGCUGCCAGGAAGGGUUUCUCAACCAAAUUUUUUUUACGAAAACAGUACUAAGAUAGCUGUAUCUUGGACGAAGCCCGCGAAACCGGCUGGUCCGGUUGAUUAUUAUGAAUUGAUUGUAGCUCAUCACAGUGGACCAACAAAUUCGCAAACUACGAACAGUGGUUCAUCUUCGCCCACCGCUGUGGCUUCCACACUAAUACAGGAAAAUCCGAACAAUUUCUUGUACCACAGCAAUUCUAACGUGUUCCGUGUUCCUGUUCCGGAUUGUAAUAAUGAACAGGAUAAGGGUCAACAAACUUUUUCAUUUGCAGUACGAGCUGUGAAUAACAAUCCACUUGAUCCUUAUAGGCCAUAUUAUGGUCAGUGGUCGGUUCCUGGGUCGGUCAGUUGUGUGCCACCAGGUUUUAGAGUAUAAUUAAAUAUUUUCAAAUUUCAACCCAUUUACAUGAGUGAUCAGAUUAUCUAUCUAUAUAUAUAAGAAUCCAACUUGAUUUUGGAGACGAAGGAAACCGGUUUGUUUGUUUAUUUAUUAUUGUUAUUAU